Molecule: messenger RNA, 2374 nt
Organism: Helianthus annuus (common sunflower)
Lineage: Eukaryota; Viridiplantae; Streptophyta; Magnoliopsida; Asterales; Asteraceae
Exons: 2
Coding region: 515-2302 (595 amino acids)
Source: RefSeq, a predicted model, not a curated record
UUUGUGACCUACGGUCUGCAUGCCCAGCUCAAUGUGUGAAAACAAUUGAAACCGUAAGUUUCGCACACUUCCGGGUCGGGUAAAGUGUUUAAAAAUUAAUUUUAAAAAGCAACCUCCUCGGAUCCGACCCGCAUAACAUAAUCCAACAUCACAUUAAGUCAGAAGCAUACUAUUGUUGACGUCACAAACUAUCACAUUAAGUCAGAAGUAUACUAUUGUUGACGUCACAAACUCCCAAGCAUAAUCAUCUUCCCUCUCUUAAACCUUUAAUCUCCAUAACCAUCUCAUACUCCAGCUCUUUCGAAUCUUUACCAAAUCAAGCCGUUCAAGAGUCUUUCUCGAGUGAUUUUUAACAAGGAACAAGAUUCUAACCUUCAUUCGGUCCGAUUCUCACCCGAUUGCAAGAAAUCAGCACAUUGUGUGAAGAACCCUAAUUUCCAAAUUUGGGGUUUUCCAUAUUGCAGUGAAGUUUAUUGACUCUGAAGCUUAUUCUAGCAUAUCUAAACAUAAAAGGAUGACGCGGCUGAGACGCCCAGGGAAAGAGAAAGCUGUUGAUCCGCCAUCUAAACCGGCUGCGGCAAAGAAGCGGAAAACAACCGGAAUAUCAAUCCGUGAACCGGUGGAAGAAGAACGAGAGGUUCAGGAGGAACCGUAUGUUAUGAAGAACGGUGACAUCCCGUACAGGGGUAUGUGGGUAAAUGGGCCGUUAAGUAAGUUGCCACUGGAAGUUCAGCCGGAGUUAUUCUAUGAGAAGAUGGGUGAUGCUCAUUCGAUUAAGGAGAAUAUGAUGUGCGAAAAAAAAAUAAUGGGGUCGGAUUUCAAGGCUCUUGGGUUCUUUGAAAAAUUCACCGCGUUAGGAUGGGAAGCAGUGCUUAGUUUUAAGGGUCAUUCGAACGGAGAUGUAUACGUGAAAAGUAUUAUGGAAUGGAUGAGCACGCUUACAAAAGACGAUGGGAACGACCCUCCGAAAACUAUCACGUUAUCGGGAAAAGUCAACAACAAAACAGUCACUUUGUCGCCCGCUACUAUGAGGUCUUUAGCAAAGUUUGAUUCAAAGGCCGCUAGUUUUUAUCAAAUUGUGAAGCCGACUGAUUACUUUUCACAUCUGGAGAAAUUGGUGGCAAAUAAUGUGAUGAACACAGAGUUGUUCGUAUUGAAUAAGGAAGUGGAGAUGAAGCGAGACAAUUUGAAACCGAAUGUCCGCCUGCUGUUGAGUUACCUUCUUACGAAUGUGACACCCAGGACGGGUGAUAGGGUGGCAGUUAGAAAGUGGGAGCUACUAGUUCUGUACGCAUUGAUGACCGGUCAAUUACACCUCUCUUUCAGGCAGCUUGUAAUAAUGCAUGUGUGGCAGGCACGAAAUCAGAAAAACAAAAAGUUAAUCCCACACGCGCGACUGUUAAGUGCAUUAUUGGAGAAGCACAGGGCACUCCGGCCUGAGGAGUACGCGUUUAGAAAGCCACACACUAUAUUCGCGCUGGCGGAUGUUUGUAAGAGCGAGAAAAUUUCGUACAAAAAGACGAAAUUGUGGCAUAAAAUCAAGUUUGGUGACGGUGUUAAACUGAAGGUGCUUCAAUGGGGGAAGGAAGCACCUAGUGGAGGUGAAAUGGAUGACCAAGACUCGAGUGAUGAGGAAGUGACGAGGCGAAAAAGAGAAGCAGGGGAGAUUGUGGGUACAGGUUCGAGUGCACAAGUUGAAGAGCCGAGACAAACGGCUCACUCAUGGGGUGUCUUUGACGAUGAGAUGCAGGCUCGGGUGGAAAGUAUGCGUCCACCUGAAUAUGUUACUUGGGAACUUUUUCAGCAGUCACUUUACGAUCAGGGUUCGAGGCUGGGUGUCGAACGGGAGCGACAACACAAUGAGUUAAUGGCCCAUCAACGAGCUGUGCAUAUCGGUAACGAAAUGAAUCUAAAUUUAUGGGCCUAUGAUGAAAAUCAAACAAGGCGACACAAUGAUUAUUGUAUGGGGGUGUCGUUUGUGCAAAAUCCACCUUACGUGGAUUACAGUCAGCUACCACCAUUCCAGCCUGGUAUGGUGCGACCUCCUACGCCGCAGGUGCAUGGUUCUAUGUGGCUACCACGAGUGUAUUCAAAGCCGCAUUUUCAGAGUUCGUAUCCGUUCCGCCCACCACCGUAUCAGUAUCCAUCUCAGCAGCAGAGUCAGCAAGAGAAGCAGUCGUCGUCAGCUCAGCAACAACAAGAUCCGCCCGCAACAAGAGGUUUGGCGGAUGUAUUUGAUAUGAGCUCCUUCUACGACACUCUGGGCAACUAUUAUGGUGGACCGAAGCCAUCAUAUGAUUGAGCAUUCGCUGAUCUGCACCAUCGAUCAGGUCCACGUGCUUGUUCUGUACUUAUUUGAACAAUUUUAUUUUUC